CAGACCACAGGUAGUUUUCCUGCUGACAUUCAGACACCAUGGAGCUGCGUCUCUCUGCCUGCAUCCUGCUGGUACUUUGUGCGACAUGGAGUGCAGAUGGAGGAAAUAUUUUGGUGUGGUACACCGAUGGCAGCCACUGGAUAAACAUGAAGCCUGUUCUGGAGACGCUGGUUGACAGGGGACACCAGGUGACUGUACUGAUUCCGAGCUCGUCAAUGUACAUGAACAUCAAUGAACCUGCCCGCUUUCGCUAUGAGCCCUUUAAUGCCUCUUUCUCGUUGGAGGCUUUAGAAGAGUUUCUAGAAGAGUUCCUCCAAUUCACCUUAUACGAGUUUGAUUAUAUGAACUACUGGGAGAUCUUCACCAGAAUCAUUAAAUAUGUGAACACACACCUUCAGAUUUCUAUCCAGUAUUUGGACGGUGUGGUGAAAUCAGAAGUCAUCAUGAAGAAGUUGAAAGAGGGAAAUUACGAUCUUCUCUUGGCUGACCCAGUCAAAGCUGGCAGUGACUUAGUAGCAGAUAUUUUGGGGAUCCCACUCAUCUUGUCCUUUCGCUGUUUCUUAGUUAAUAACUGGGAGAGGCAUUGUGGUCAGAUGCCUGCUCCACCAUCCUUUGUUCCCGGUGCUAUGAGCAAACUCACAGAUAAGAUGGACUUCUCAGAGAGAGUGUGGAACUUUCUCUUCUACACUUUCCACGAUAUCGUGACUGAUCACACUUUUUGGAACGUAUUAGACAGAUAUUACUCUGAUGUCAAAGGAACUCCCACCAGUGCCUGUGAGUUGAUGAGUAAAGCAGACAUCUGGUUAAUUCGAACCUACUGGGAUUUUGAAUUCCCUCGUCCUUUCCUCCCCAACUUCAAAUAUGUUGGUGGGAUCCACUGCAGACCUGCUAAACCUUUACCAGAGGAUCUGGAGGAAUUUGUGCAGAGUUCUGGAGAUGAUGGCAUUGUGAUCUUCACUUUAGGAUCCAUGAUCAAAAACAUCACCAAGGAGAAGGCAAACAUGAUAGCCUCAGGCCUCGCUCAGAUCCCACAAAAGGUGCUGUGGAGGUACAGAGGAGAAAAACCAGAAACCUUGAGCGCCAACACUAGAAUAUAUGACUGGAUCCCUCAGAAUGACCUCCUGGGUCACCCUAAAACUAGAGCUUUCAUCACUCACGGAGGCACAAAUGGGAUUUAUGAAGCCAUCUACCACGGGGUUCCCAUGGUGGGCAUACCCAUAUUUGGUGACCAGCCAGACAACAUGGUCCAUAUGAAGGAAAAAGGAGCUGCAGUUAUUCUCAAUUUGAACUUCAUCACAGCUGAGGACCUUAGAGACGUAAUCAACACAGUCAUCAAUGAUAAAUCGUACAAAGAAAAUGCUAUGCGGCUGUCCAGCAUCCACCACGACAGACCCAUGAGUGCUCUGGAAGAGGCAGUAUUCUGGAUCGAGUUCACACUGAGAAACAAAGGGGCCAAGCACUUGAGGGUCCAGGCCCAUGAGCUCACCUGGUACCAGUAUCACAGCCUGGAUGUCCUGGGCUUCGUCCUCACUAUGGUUCUACUCAUCAUAUUCAUCUUCAUCAAGACCUGCAGUUUCUGCCUGCACAGGUGCUGUGUCAGGAAAGGAAAGGCAAAAAGGAAAGCUGAAUAACAUCUGGAACAGUCAGACACCAUGGAGCUGCGUCUCUCUGCCUGCAUCCUGCUGGUACUUUGUGCGACAUGGAGUGCAGAUGGAGGAAAUAUUUUGGUGUGGUACACCGAUGGCAGCCACUGGAUAAACAUGAAGCCUGUUCUGGAGACGCUGGUUGACAGGGGACACCAGGUGACUGUACUGAUUCCGAGCUCGUCAAUGUACAUGAACACCAAUGAACCUGCCCGCUUUCACUAUGAGCCCUUCAACGCCUCUUUCUCAUUGGAGACUAUAGAGAAGUUUCUAGAAGAGUUCCUCCAAUUCUCCAUAUACGAGAUUGAUUAUAUGAACUACUGGGAGAUCUACAUCAGAUUCAUUAACAUUGCAAAGACAAACCUUCAGUACAAUAUUCAGUAUUUGGACGGUGUGGUGAAAUCAGAAGUCAUCAUGAAGAAGUUGAAAGAGGGAAAUUAUGACCUUCUCUUGGCUGACCCAAUCAACCCUGGCAGUGACUUAGUAGCAGAUAUUUUGGGGAUCCCACUCGUCUUCUCCUUGCGCUUCUCUAUAGCUAAUAACUGGGAGAGGCAUUGUGGUCAGAUGCCUGCUCCACCAUCCUUUGUUCCCGGUGCUAUGAGCAAACUCACAGAUAAGAUGGACUUCUCAGAGAGAGUGUGGAACUUUCUCUUCUACGCUCUUCAAGACAUCGUGAUUGAUCACACUUUUUGGAACGUAUUAGACAGAUAUUACUCUGAUGUCAAAGGAACUCCCACCAGUGCCUGUGAGUUGAUGAGUAAAGCAGACAUCUGGUUAAUUCGAACCUACUGGGAUUUUGAAUUCCCUCGUCCUUUCCUCCCCAACUUCAAAUAUGUUGGUGGGAUCCACUGCAGACCUGCUAAACUUUUACCAGAGGAUCUGGAGGAAUUUGUGCAGAGUUCUGGAGAUGAUGGCAUUGUGAUCUUCACUUUAGGAUCCAUGAUCAACAACAUCACCAAGGAGAAGGCAAACAUGAUAGCCUCAGGCCUCGCUCAGAUCCCACAAAAGGUGCUGUGGAGGUACAAAGGAGAAAAACCAGAAGCCUUGAGUGCCAACAUUAGAAUAUAUGACUGGAUCCCUCAGAAUGACCUCCUGGGUCACCCUAAAACUAGAGCUUUCAUCACUCACGGAGGCACAAACGGGAUUUAUGAAGCCAUCUACCACGGUGUUCCCAUGGUGGGCAUACCCAUGUUUGGUGACCAGCCAGACAACAUGAUCCAUAUGAAGGAAAAAGGAACUGCAGUUAUUCUCAAUUUGAACUUCAUCACAGCUGAGGACCUUAGAGAUGCAGUCAACACAGUCAUCAAUGACAAAUCGUACAAAGAAAAUGCUAUGCGGCUGUCCAGCAUCCACCACGACAGACCCAUGAGUGCUCUGGAAGAGGCAGUAUUCUGGAUCGAGUUCACACUGAGAAACAAAGGGGCCAAGCACUUGAGGGUCCAGGCCCAUGAGCUCACCUGGUACCAGUAUCACAGCCUGGAUGUCCUGGGCUUCGUCCUCACUAUGGUUCUACUCAUCAUAUUCAUCUUCAUCAAGACCUGCAGUUUCUGCCUGCACAGGUGCUGUGUCAGGAAAGGAAAGGCAAAAAGGAAAGCUGAAUAACAUCUGAAACAGGUGCUGUGAAUGUUGGGCCGGGGCAAUAUUUGUUACCUACAUGAGACUUUCUUUCAUGUAUGUUGAGUUUCCCAUCAUUUUAUUCUUUAUGUAUCACCACUAAUUACUUUAACUGAAGACAGGUGUACCAGUUUGCAGAAGUGUACCUGAAAUUAAUCUCACUUUAAAAACCGAAUGCUGAUUGAUUGUUGAAUUUUGCUUCCCCCCCCCCGAGAAGAAAACUCACAAAAUUCAUUCUAUGCCUUUACUUGAGUAAUACUCAUGAAAAGUCACCACUUUAGGUCCUCUUGGCACUACAUGUGGUCAACAUUUAUACAAAUAUGGAAGAUGGGCUCCAAAUUGAACUUUUACAUACAGAACUCAUUAACAUAAAUCACAUUAACAAACCAAACUGCCCUCCAUGUCCUGAAAGAGGUUUACACAAAUACAUUUGAAUCACAGCUAGUAUUUGUUCCCCCUCCCCCCAUAUGAAUUGUACAGGAAUAAUUUUAUUUUCAUCAUUUUUUCAAUUUUCCAUCUUCUUUCACUUUCCACAGCAUCAGCUCCAUACAGGCAGUAGCAUCUUCUGCAGUGUCAUGACCACAAACUAAGGGGGGGGGGAAUCAUUUUUUAAAAAUUCAAUGCAAUUGAAAUCAACAUCUUCAGAAAUAAAUCUGAUAUCUGCUGCACGAGUCUGUGGCAUUCAAUGUUAUAAGUCAUAUUAAUAAGUCAUCUUUAUUUGGAAUGUAAUGAUAUUAUAAUAACGGAUAAACCAUUUGCAUGGUGGUAACCCACCACUCUCUUGAAUGAUCCUUCUGAGGUAUUCAGCUGUGAGCUUGUUCAGGGUCAGUUUGUGAGGGGGGCCCAGACGGUGGGGAAAGACUACCGAUGUAUCCACCACCAUCCCGUGGAGCAGCUGCAGUAAACAGGAAGAUAUCUCAAGCUUUUCUUAUUGGUUAGAACUUGAUAAAUUACUGUUUUACUUUCAACAUGAACUAUAGCUACAGAAUAUGGAGAAGCAACCAGUGAAUCUUGCAGCAAACAGUCCCUUUAAUGGGACUGUUUGCUGUCCCAGUGGUGGCCCCGUCGUCACCACUAGAUUCUCCCAGAACGACACCAUGCUCAGUUCAGAAGAAAAUAACAUUGGAGCAGCUUUCCAUCACUGCA
Messenger RNA from Oreochromis niloticus (Nile tilapia), 4403 nucleotides. RefSeq lists its product as uncharacterized. Gene Ontology annotation, molecular function: glucuronosyltransferase activity. The record is from RefSeq and is a predicted model, not a curated record. The transcript has 12 exons. Lineage: Eukaryota; Metazoa; Chordata; Actinopteri; Cichliformes; Cichlidae.